UCGCGCGGGCUUGAGCGCCCCGCUUGGCAGCGACGGAAAGGGUGACACCGGGGAGAGGACCAGGCAGGACCAAGGUCCUGGUUGGGGGCUGCGUGUGAGGGGCUGGGAGACAGGGAGGGGCCUCCUGCAGAACAGGAGUUGGGGUCUGGGCUGCAGAUUUGAAGUCAGGAGCCUGGAGUCCAGGCCUGGGUGAGACCACCUGGGAGGGUCCGGAAGGACGUGGGAGUUUGAGGUGGAGAGGGCAUCUCUGAGGACAAGCCCUAGGCCCCCGGGAUGGGGUGGGGAACUGGGGAGCCCUUGAGAACCACCCAGGUCCUGGCCUGGGGCUUGGUGUAGGGGACAGGGUGGGGGCGGCCUAGGGGACUGGGAGCCUGUGGACAAGGCUCUGUCCUCCACUGGCCAGUCCCGCUGCCACACCAGGCCUUUCUGGGGGUCAGCUGUGCCCAGUGGUUGGCUGGCAUGUGGGGAUGGGGGGAUUGAGCAGUGAGGCUUUAAAUGACUGAGGGAGGGUCUCUGAUCUGUGCACCCACGAAGCUUACCACCCCACUGCCGCCCUCUCUGCCAGUCACCCCUCAGAUCCCUGAGCCGUGGCCCUUGGCGCUCUGUGGACAGCACACCAGGCCAGUGGUGUGCUCGGGCCUUUGAAGGCCCUGCUGGGGCUGGGGGCUCCGGCUGGGUGGGCAGAGGGGCCGCCCUGAGCUGCCCACGUGACUAGCCCUUGCCACAGGGACCUGCUUCCGAGCAGCGUGGGGAGGCCCUGCCACAGAGGAGCAGGGCGUGGUGACACCUGGCUUGGUUUCCAGACAAACAAGAGGAAAGGCUGUUUUCAGAACGGAGACCAGCCUGCGUGGUGGGUGGGCGGUCCCUGUGGUGGGCCAGGCCCGUGCGGGCGGGUGGGCACGAGCCAGUCGGUGUGUGAUGCUCAGACAGAGGUGUGAGCCAGCCAGGCUGGCUUGCAGGUGACGCAUAGUUGUCUGUCCAGGGGUCACCUGCAAGCAGACCCCUGUCUGCUGCCUGGUGUCUGGGGCCUUGGGUGGCAGAGACCAGCACCGCCAGAGGGUGGGCGGCCCACACGUGGCCCCCAGCAAGGGGAGGGUCUGCCCUGGAGUGUGGCUCUGCUCCCCUGCCCUCCAGUCACCCCGGCCUCAGAGGCUGUGGUUUGUCUUUAAACUUUUUUCUCGCCAUCAGUGGCAGACGAGGCCCGCACACGCUCACACAUAUACACACCACGCGUGUGGACAAUCCACCCCUGCCCCGUGGACCCUGUCUCUGGGGGAGGCGUGGCCCCUGCCUGGGGGUGGAGCCAGGCUGAGGUGGAAUUUCCCGCAGGUGGGCCGGGAGCUCAGCUCCUCACCUGUGCCCCCCCAGGAGAAGGGGAAUUUCCAGCGCCUGUCAAUCCCCCACCCCUAUCUUUCCCUGCAGGAGGCCCCCCCACCCACCUGAACUUUAAGGUUAACUGUUAAGCAGAUAAUCCUGUCUCAUGGUUAAGAUUUAAAGGCACCGAAGGAUACAGUAUGGCCUCCGUGUUUCAGGGCCACCAGUGGUCAGGGCUUUGCACAGGAGAAAGCAUGUGCACGCGCGCGUGUGUGUGCACCUGUGCUCUGCCUCACGCCCCGCAGUGGCUGGCAAACAGACCCCCACCACCGCCGCCUGUCCCAGGACUGCCUGGCCCACGUCUGAGGACACACGGCUCCGUGGGUCAAUCGCACGGUGGCUCUAGCCUCUGUCCUACUGGUGGGUGUAGGGACUGGGGCCAGAGCGGGUGGUUUUUCCUCACGGGAGCCCCCGGGCACAUCCCCAGGUGCUCACAGGAGCAGCACACACUGCUGGCAUGUGCGGCCAGAGCCACGUGCACAUGCACAGACGUGGCCCACACGCUCCCAGGCACAUGCCACACCUGGGAUACGGGGCUGGGCUUGGCCAGCAGCAAGCGCUGAGUCUGCUCAGGCAGUCUGGAGGCGGGUGCUUACCUCUCCCCGGCCUGGAGGCUGGAUGUCCGAGACCAGGGUGUCAUCCCUGCGUGUGGGUCUGUGCCCUGACUUCUUCCUCUUAGAGGGACACCAGUCACAUUGGAUCAGGUCCCCUUAUGACCUCAUCCGACCUUAAUUGCCCCUUAGUGUCUCCAAAUAUAGCCACCCAGGGGUCAGGGCUUCCACGUGUGAAUUUGGGGUGCUGACGUGAACUCACCCCUAACCCUGAGCUCAGCUGGUCUCUCACCAGCACGUGCCUGCACACACACUCACACACGUGCACACUCACUGUGGGCGCUGGUCACGAGGCAUCUCACCCACCAGAACUGCUGGCUGCUGCAUCUGUCUGAGCUGGGUUUGGAGACUUGGGCUAGUGCCCACACUCUGGAGCCCUGGGCACUGCCACCCUCCACCCACUGCAGCUGAUGCCAGGAGAAGGUCCAUACUGCGAGGGAGCCUGUGCCCUGAUCCUGUUCUGCCUCAGCUGACCCAUGUGCUCUGUGCACCUGUCUGCGGACGAGGGGUUGAGGACAGGUGUGGCCAGGGCCUUCUGUGGGGGACUGCAGGAGCAGCUGCCGCUCCUCCUGAGGGGUCUGCCCUGUGCAGGGAGAGUGGGUGCCCAGAAGAGUUGAGCCACAUGGACGGAUCCCAGGACCAUCCUGGUCCAGGCAGCUUGGCCACGCUGGGCAGGGCAGGGGGACACCCAGGACGCCUGGCCAAAGAGACCCCACUUUCUUGUGAAGCAGGAGUGGGAAGGGUCCAGUGUGAGGGGUGAGUGCAGACCACUGGGGUUGGAGGACCUGGCCUGGCCCUGGCAGGGCUGGGGCUGCAGGUCCCCACUUGGGGUGCAGCGGGGGUCUGGAUCAGUGUCCAGCUGCCACCUGGACUGGGCCUGACGGCAGUGGGCCUUGUUGAGGGGUUGGGAGCCUUGGGGCCCAGGGCAGAAGACAAACCCAUGGCUGGCUGGGAGGGGGCUUCCCAGACAAGCUGCCUUCCCACCACCAGCCUGGGUUGGGGUCACCAGCCCUUCCUGGGGCCUCCUUCCUCCUAGUUCCUCCUCCUGCCCUCCCCACCCCUCCCCCGCAGCCCUUAUAGCCACUUCCUGCAAGGAAAAACCCCAGACUCCCGAGCUGCGGAGUCGAGAAUGCGCGUGGGAGCCCAACCACCUAGGGCGCCUGGCUCAGCCCUCCUGCUCCUGGGGCUCGCGCUUGGCGCUGCGGCCCAGCCCAGCUGCGGUGACGGCACCUACCCCAGUGGCAGCAAGUGCUGUAAAGAGUGCCUGCCUGGUUAUGGGAUGGAGAGCCGCUGCACCAACUCCCAGGAAACAGUGUGCCACCCGUGCGCCCCCGGCUUCUACAACGAAGCGGUUAACUACGAGGCCUGCAAGCCCUGCACACAGUGCAGCCAGAGAAGUGGGAGCGAACCCAAGCAGAGAUGUACACCCACAAGGGACACAGUCUGCCACUGCCGGCCAGGUACCCAGCCCCUGGAGGGCCACGGCUACAAGCGUGGAGUCGACUGUGCCCCGUGCCCACCAGGACACUUCUCGCCCGGCAACAACCAGGCCUGCCAGCCUUGGACCAACUGCACCUUGGUGGGAAAGCGCACACUGCGGGCGGCCAGCAACAGCUCGGACGCUGUCUGUGAAGACAAGGGCCCCUCAGCCACACCGCCCUGGGAGACCCAGGGCCCCCCAGCCCGGUCCCCCACUGCCCAGCCCACCACUGCCUGGCCCAGGGCCUCACAGGGGCCCUCCACACCCCACACAGAGCCCCUCAAGGGCCCCGAGCUGGCUGCUGUCCUGGGCCUGGGCCUGGGCCUGGGUCUGCUGGCCCCUGUGGCUGCCAUGCUGGCCCUACUCCUGCACCACAGGGCCUGGAGGUGCGGGACCCCUGCCCACCUCCCACCUCUCGAUCCUUCCUUCUUCCCAGGGGGAAACAGCUUCCGGACCCCUAUCCAAGAGGAGCACGCCGACGCCAACUCCAGCUUGGCCAAGAUCUGAGCUGCGUCCACCGUCAUGGGAGCCGGCGCCCCCUUCCCAGGCCGGGGCCCCAGAGGGGCAUCAAGGGCCUCCCAGGCGCAGGCUGCCCCACCUGUCGCCCUGCCCUGUGCCGUUUUAGGUGCUCCUGGGCUGGCCCCCUGGGCUCUGCUACGUAUGCUGUGCAUACUCCCCACCCGGGCGGGGCCCCAAUAAACGACGUUGGCAAA
Molecule: messenger RNA, 4178 nt
Organism: Vicugna pacos (alpaca)
Lineage: Eukaryota; Metazoa; Chordata; Mammalia; Artiodactyla; Camelidae
Source: RefSeq, a predicted model, not a curated record